This is a messenger RNA of Emiliania huxleyi CCMP1516, 813 nucleotides long. RefSeq lists its product as hypothetical. Lineage: Eukaryota; Haptophyta; Isochrysidales; Noelaerhabdaceae. The transcript has 5 exons. Gene Ontology annotation, molecular function: protein binding. The record is from RefSeq and is a predicted model, not a curated record. The annotation marks the transcript as partial.
CGAGCCCGCCGCGUGCAGUCCGCUGCUCGACCUGGCGGCGUCGGGCGGUGUGGAGGAGAGAGAGGCUGCGAUGCUUGCGCUGUGGCGCGGCCUCGGCCGCACGGGCUCGCUCGAGGCGAGAUUACCCGAGAUUGACCGAGAUUGACCCGAGCUCCGAGGUUGCCCGAGGCGGAUCGCCUCCUCGGCGAGGCGAAGGGGGCGGCGCGGGCGGCGUCGGCGUCGGAGGCGGCCCCGCACAUCCGGCACGGCGAACGGCGCUCUCCCCCCGCGGCAAGGAGUCCUCCUCGUGGGACGACGCUCUCGCGCUGGUGGAGCGCGCCGCGGCCAGUGCUCCCGCGUCUGCGGCGCCGUGGUCGCUCGCCGCGACCAUCCACCGUGCAAGGGGCAGGACGGGGCUUGCGUGCGACGCGUCGGCCAAGGCGCUCGAGCGCCACUCGCGCGACGCUUUCGCCUUCGCCUCGCUAAGCAGCAGAUGCGCUGACCAGCUCUUGUUUACCGCGCGUUUUGAGCCGUUGCUGCGCAAGACGCGCGCCUUGCUGCCGGCAGGGCUGGCGGAGGAGCCCGAGCGCCUCUUCCGCUGGGCCGACGCGCUGUCGUUCGAGGCGGACGCGUGAGCGCGGGGCCUCGUGACGGGGUUGCCUAGGGCUGGUCACUACCCUCGGGCUGGUCGAAGAGGGCGCCUUCCAGCGCUCCACAGGAAGAUCUAGUGCGAGAAACCCUGGUGCGCUGCGGGGCGAAACGCACAUGCGACAUGGCAUGCUCGAGAUCUAGCGGGACGGUCGCCCAAAAUAAUACAUGUACCUGCAAACAAAA